Molecule: messenger RNA, 2722 nt
Organism: Oncorhynchus masou masou (cherry salmon)
Lineage: Eukaryota; Metazoa; Chordata; Actinopteri; Salmoniformes; Salmonidae
Product: 40-kDa huntingtin-associated protein-like
Exons: 17
Coding region: 1344-2297 (317 amino acids)
Biological process (GO): vesicle cytoskeletal trafficking
Cellular component (GO): early endosome
Molecular function (GO): protein binding
Source: RefSeq, a predicted model, not a curated record
AGACUAACAGAUAUAGACAUACACAUUCUGGGCAAUCAGAACAGGGGAAAGGCUUGAAGCGACACUCAUACACUGUUUGGGAAAUUCGACGGAAUCCUUCCAAUACUGAUACAGGUAUUCCUAUCUCAAGUGACCACAAACAAAUAGAAACAGAGGGGGGAAAACUAAACCUUUGGUGUCUCUUCAAAAUGUGCAUCUGGAUGGUUGGAGUUCUUUGUGUCCUGAUGUGUUUGGGAAAUCAUCAGGCUCAAGAAGCCAACCCAGCUAUCUCCAUGCCGGACAGAAUCAGGGUGGCUCUGGCAGGAGAAACGGUCCUUUACAAACCCAAAGUGACCAUCCCAAUGAAUCAGAGCUCCAGCAACUUAGUCUGCUCUGGGCCUCCAGAACAAAAGAAGAUACAAGAAUGGGGUAUUCUUUUUGUCCUGAAACAAAAACAAGAACAUUUAAUUUGGAAAUAACAGCAUAUAACAGUUCAUACUCAGGAGAGUAUAACUGUAAGUAUAAAAAUGUGGAGAUCUUCUGGACCCUUCUGGUGAAAGACGAGGGGUACCGGCAGUCUUACUCUGGUUUCAGCCUUUUCAUCGUGUUGGGGGCUCUUACCACAGCCCUGCUCAUCUUCAGUGUGAUCGGCUCCAUUUACGUGUUCAAAAGCAAAUGGAAUGGAAGUACCGGUAGUGGAGUAAGUGGAAGGAAUAGAGGGGAGAAUGAAGAGGAGGAGGAGAACGGUAAAACAUCAGUGAAUGCAGCUGCCUCUGCUCCAGUUUACGCUAGUCUAGAGUCUCGGCCAGCAUCUGUCUAUGAGGUCUUGACCCCAGGAGCACCAGCAGCAGCAGUAAACCGUGAAUCUGUCCAGAGGAAAGGAAAAGUAAAGAGAAAGUCAAAGGAAUCGAUGGAGAAUGCAACGCCGCAAGGGGAAGGAAUAUUUGAAUGCGUCUAUGAGAAUUUCUGACCUACUGGCAUUUGCACUGUGUUUGGGAAACUAUAUGGCUCUAUUUUCCUGCUUUUGCAAUCUCUCUUGUUCUUUUACACAGACCUAAAAUCACGUAUGUAUUUUACCCUGCAGCUUCGUGACUUCUGUUGAAAAUAAACUGCUGUGUCUCUGGUUGUUGUCAUCACGGAAUGUCUCUGGUUGUUAUUUUGUCUAAUUAACAGAUAUUUGCAAUAUGUCAGAUUCAUUUCAGCGAGAGAUUUUGCAAACUGAACCCUUGUUCUCCAAAGUCCCACCAUAAUAAGAUUGUAUCCAAUGAGACUAUUAGGCUAUUUUGAGUAAGAACCAAUCGAAACGCGUCUCCCAUCUCUACUUCCGGGUUUGGUUUAUUUACGUUUUUCAUCUAUUGUUGACCAUGGCAGCGGAGGGGGACUUUCUGAUGAGAUAUCGUGCUGUAUCAAAUAAAUUGAAAAAACGUUUUCUUCGGAAACCCAAUGUAGCAGAAGCAAGUGAGCAGUUUGGCCAGUUGGCUAAAGAGCUGAAGCAGCAAGACUGCCUUCAGUAUGCAGCCUUCUGUGACCUUGCAAUGGCAAGGUGUGAGCAGACUCUUUUCAAUGCUCCUGGGGAGGCCCUGGCCCUGACCGAUGCUGCCCGGCUCUUCCUGCUCUCUGAGAAGGAGAACAGAGCACUACAAGCCCCAGGCUUCGACGAGCACCUGCAGGCCGCACUCAACUGCUACAGCUUCGCCAUCAAGGUGUACAUUGAGAUGAACCAGCCUGUCAUGGCCGCCAGUCUAUCUCUGGAACUUGGCAAUGCCCUCAAGGAGAUGAACAGACCAGGUGAGGCCAUAGUUCACUACCAGAGAGCAGCAGAACUCCAGACACAGCAGCCCAUUGAGUCUCUGCUGUCUAUGGGAGAGAUGGCCACCUGCAAAAUACUCACCCGUGACUAUGACGGCGCGCUGUCCGUGCUGACAGAGAUGCAGCUGAUGUGUCAGGAGAGGGGACUGCAACUGCCCGGCACCAGCACCCCCGUUGGUGCAUUUCUGGACAUUGUGGCCAAGUGUGAGAUUUCUAGAGUACUUUUGCUGAUGCUGCUUGAGCCUCCUCCCCAGAAGUUGUUGCCAGAGCAUGCCCAGACCCUGGAGAGAUACGCCUGGGAGUCGUUUGACCCUCAUAGUCAGGUGACCUUCCUACCUGAGAAUGUCUUCCUGCUUCUGCAGUCAGUUGUGAUGGCCUGCCAGGAAAAAGACACAGAGUCCCUCAAGUCUCUUCAACCUGAACUCUGGCCUCUUCUCUCAGCAGAGCAGAACCACCUCCUUCACCUGGUGGUGCAAGAGCGGAUCACCCCCUCUGGACAGGGGAUUUAGUACAGUCCAGAUCAACUCACUGCACCCCCUCGGAAUGACACAUAAUGGAACAUUCCUGUCUCUGUCUUGGUCUGUUGUAGGGCCUCUUGAAUAAUGUUUUGGUGUGGUUGUCUUUUCUAAAAAAAAACGUGGGAACCGGACCAAGCAUGUCGUUGGACAUACUGUACAUCUUACUGCAUCCCCUGUUAUGCCUAUUAGUGGUCGCAGGAUUGCUCUCGUGGUGAAGUCUUGCAUCAUAUAGUUAUUUAUUGGAAAUAUGUUGAAUAGAUGAAAUAUGAAUGAAAAAUAUGCUUUUUUUCUAGCGUUUUUAUUUUGUUAAUAAAUUGUAUAGUCUGAACAAACAUGGCUUAAAUUCCAAUGUAAUUACAAAACAGAAUCCCUCUACUGCAUUAUAAUAAAUGGUGAUAUUACAUACACCGCAUUGA